This is a messenger RNA of Chenopodium quinoa (quinoa), 1113 nucleotides long. Its product is annotated as mitochondrial import inner membrane translocase subunit TIM23-2-like. The record is from RefSeq and is a predicted model, not a curated record. The transcript has a single exon. Gene Ontology annotation, cellular component: mitochondrial inner membrane; TIM23 mitochondrial import inner membrane translocase complex. Gene Ontology annotation, biological process: protein import into mitochondrial matrix. Bases 233 to 790 code for a protein of 185 amino acids. Gene Ontology annotation, molecular function: transmembrane protein transporter activity. Lineage: Eukaryota; Viridiplantae; Streptophyta; Magnoliopsida; Caryophyllales; Amaranthaceae.
CUUCAGGUUAAGCAGUCUUCGCGUUCUCUCGAGUCAUCGAAAAACUCCCAACACAAACGCCCCCUCGCUCUUUCUCUAUUAACCCAAAACCAGGCUUAAAAGAGAGAGAAAAAGCUUCGAGGGUUCGUUGUAAAGAAUUGUCCAUUUUCCCAAAUCCAAAUUUCCCUUUUCCAAAACCCUAACCCUAAAUUAAUCCCUCAAUCAUCUCAUCAAACCCUAAAACUCCACAACAAUGGCGUUUAAUCAACCAAAAGAAAACGAAAAUCACGAGCAACGUCGUCUUUACAAUCCAUACCAAGACCUUGAAAUCCAGGCCCAGAAGCUCUAUCAACUUCCUACACAACCCGAAUUCCUUUUCCACGAAGAAUCACUCCGACAACGCAGAUCUUGGGGUGAGAAUCUCACCUACUACACCGGUUGCGGCUACUUGGCCGGAGCUUCCUCUGGCGCUGCAAAGGGAUUCGUUGAUGCUGUCCGUGCUUCGGAGCACGCUGACACCGUGAAGCUUCGGGUUAAUCGUGUCCUCAAUUCUUCCGGCUUGACCGGUCGCCAGUGGGGGAACCGAGCUGGAGUCAUUGGCCUCAUGUAUGCUGGACUUGAGAGUGGGCUUGUUAAGUGGAGGGAUACCGAUGAUGUUUUCAAUAGUGUGGUUGCUGGCCUUGCUACCGGUGCGCUGUUUAAGGCGGCUUCGGGUCCGAGGGCUGCUGCUGUUGCUGGUGCCGUUGGUGGGUUGCUUGUCGGAUGCACGGUUGGGAUGAAGCAUGCUAUUAAGAGAUAUGUUCCCGUUUGAUUUGAUCUCAUAAGGCUGGUAGACUUUAUUUAUGAAUUUUAUUUUAUUACUUUAAAAUUUAAAAUUGGAAAGAGUUUGCAAUUUUGAUGAUGUGAUGAAUGAAUGAGUAAAAAAGAAACAGACAGUCGAAUUCGUUUGUCUUAAUUUGUGGCGUAAUAUGGUUAUUAGUAUAUGUUUAUGCUUCCAAUUCGUAGGUAUUACUGGGCAUUAUUGCUACAACCUACUUUUAAUAAGUUUAUUUUGGUUGUGCUAUGCUUGUAAUUUGUAUAACUUAUAUAGGUGAUUCAAUAAUAUACAGAAAAAGCUUAGACUUUGCCUUCUAA